AAAAGGGAAAGAAAGCCAUUGGAAUCAGAAUGUCCUAUAGUAUAUGUGCAACACAUAAGCUUCAACAAAGCAAAGCAAUCAAGAGAUCGCAUACACUAAACAUGUUGGCACCACCAAUUGAUUGCUAUGUUACCAAGCUUUAGCUUUCUGGUUCCCCGGUCAAAUAAACUAUUUCCUAUGCUUAAAUUCCUCUUCCCCACUCCACCAACCUCUUGCUUUACUCUCCCACUAACGCUCCUCCCUCCAUUGUCAUAUACAGCCACCUUCUAUUAGCUUCCAUUCCUGCUACCAAAAAACUAUCAUUCAUAUUCACGAGGUCCUACUCAGUACUCCUUUCAAUGGACACUUCUGGCCAACAAUCUACAAAACAGCUAAAAGAACACCUCCAACAUCACCAAGAGCCUUUUUCGUUGCAGAGUUACCUCAUCGAAAGAAGUUACAUGUUCAACAACAACCUCAGCUAUGAGAGUACCAACAUUCACCACCUUUCUUCAGCCAAGAAUCUGAAAUCGUCCAUCAAGUAUGAUUUACACAAGAUAAGGAAACGGCUAUUACAUGCUACAGGGAUACUGAGAUCACUACUAUUCAAGUUCAUUCCCACAGAAGACAGCCAGUUCUCAAACUGGGUAGAAGAGGACAACAAUGAUCUGUAUUAUGUGCAUGAAUAUUUAACAGCACACACUCAGCCAACUCAACAAACAAGUUCACUGAAAACAUUGGCUAUGUCUCAUCAUUUUACUAAAAACGAUGCUCCUCACCACAAGGUUUUGCCGGCGAAUAUGUUUCAGACAUUCACACUCCCCAAAUUAAAAAGAUCAGAGGUUGACGCAGGAACCGAACCAUAUUGGAUAAGGUCAAAGGAGAAUAGCCAGCAGUGUAGUAGAGGACCAAAAUGGAAAGCAUCAUUACCAAAUGCAGUGUGCCACUUAAAAAGUUCAGAUGAGCAGGUAACAGCUGUUCCAACUUUGUCCCAGAAACUUGUUAGAGACUAUGUAAGAAAGCUAGCGGCGAGCUCAAAUAUUUUGAAAUUGAGACGUGCAAAAAAAGACAAACUACAGGAGAUGGUUGAGACGGCUUCUUUGUGCGGAAGAAUCAGAAGGAGCCUGGCAAAGAGGGAGCAGCUACGGUUUGACCGUGUAGAAAAAGACAAAGGGUUUCAUGAAAAUGAAGGUAAAAGUGUGUCAAGCAAAGCAGUUGCAGAAGCUGAGGGGUUUCAGAGUAUCAUACACGAGCAUUUUAACGUGUUGGAGAAACAAUACAGAGAAGCUAAAAGGAUCAGGCACCUGCUGCAUGCAGAGUCCUGUGUGAUAUCAGAAGAGUGGAAAAGCUUCCAAAUCUUAAAUUUGGAGAUAUGCAUGGAGAUAGGAGAUUCAAUCACGGAUGACAUUGUAAGCGAAAUAAUUGAUUUCUUUUAACAACGCCAUGCCCAUGUUCACUGGAACUGUACUUUGCUUGGUUUACUUUUAGCAUCACUGUUGAAUGUAUAAACAUUGAGAUAUUAAGGA
Vigna angularis (adzuki bean) is the source of this 1505-nucleotide messenger RNA. RefSeq lists its product as uncharacterized. The transcript has 3 exons. Lineage: Eukaryota; Viridiplantae; Streptophyta; Magnoliopsida; Fabales; Fabaceae. The coding region runs from base 339 to 1415 and encodes 358 amino acids. The record is from RefSeq and is a predicted model, not a curated record.